Molecule: messenger RNA, 2657 nt
Organism: Mustela erminea (ermine)
Lineage: Eukaryota; Metazoa; Chordata; Mammalia; Carnivora; Mustelidae
Gene: CREG2
Product: cellular repressor of E1A stimulated genes 2
Exons: 4
Coding region: 166-1014 (282 amino acids)
Source: RefSeq, a predicted model, not a curated record
CUUCUGAGCGCGGGCGUGAGGCGGUGAGGACCCCGCCCGGGAAUCCUGCGGCGGUCCGAAGCGGAGUCCAGCUCCGCGCGUCCGCCGCCGCAGGGGGGCGCUGCAGCCCUCGCCAGCCGCCCGCGCGCUCCAGGCGGUCCCCGCGGCAGGGCGCGCCGCUGCAAGAUGUCCGUGCGCCGCGGCCAGCGGCCCGCGCGGCCCGCCACCCGCCUCUCCUGGCUGCUGUGCUGCAGCGCCCUGCUGUCCCCGGCCGCGGGCUAUGUGAUCGUGAGCUCCGUGUCCUGGGCCGUCACUAACGAGGUGGACGAGGAGCUGGACAGCGCCUCCACCGAGGAGGCGCUGCCCGCGCUGCUGGAGGACUCGGGCAGCAUCUGGCAGCGCAGCUUCCCGGCCUCCGCACACAAGGAGGACGCGCACCUGCCGCCUCCGCCAGGCGCCGCCCGCGCCAGGCCGCCCCCAGCGCCGCCUGGGAUGUUCUCCUACCGUCGCGAGAGCGGCCCGAGGCUGCGCCCAGGCAUCGCCCGCUUCCUGGCCCACGGCAGCGCCUGGGGCUGCCUGGCCACCGUGUCCGCCCACGAGAAGAUCCCAGGACUGCCGUUUGGGAACUGCCUGCCCAUCAGCGACGGCCCCUUGAACAACAGCACUGGGACUCCUUUCUUCUAUGUGACACCCAAGGACCCUGCAGUGGCCGAUCUGAUGAAGAACCCCAUGGCUUCCCUCCUGCUGCCAGAAUCGGAAGGAGAGUUCUGCAGAAAAAAUAUCGUUGACCCAGAAGACCCCCGAUGCGCCCGUCUGACACUCACUGGCCAGAUGAUCGCCGUAUCUCCAGAAGAAGUGGAAUUUGCCAAGCAAGCCAUGUUUUCAAGACACCCCGUGAUGAGGAAGUGGCCUCGUCAGUAUGAAUGGUUCUUUAUGAAGAUGAAGGUAGAACAUAUCUGGCUGCAGAAAUGGUAUGGAGGAGUAGCCGACAUUUCCAAGGAGGAGUACUUCAAAGCAGCCCCAAGAAAGGCCUGAUGCGGUAAGAAGGUCCUCGGGGUUUGUGGGAAACGAAAACCUUCUCCGUGGCACUGCCCGCCAGCGCCUGACAGCUGUCUGUCUAUUGCCGGCUUCCCGGCCGCCCUGUCACCCUCCCCGCAGAACGAGAGAGGGUGACCGGGGAACCCCGUGCCAGGCUGGAGAUUGGAGUGGUCAUUUGCAAACCCCCAGCUCACGCAGGUACACGUAUAUAUAACCUCUGUAUCUUAUUCCAACCAGUCUCACCGACUAGGGAAUCAUCGUUGGUUGUCAAAGUGACACGUGGAGACAGUUGCCGUUCCGUCCCUUAGGACAAAAAAAAAAAAAAAAAAAAAGUGUGUGCCAUGUGAUUGCAUUGUAUUGUGAGAGUAUUUUUGUUGCUUGCUCCGCCCAAAGCAGUCUUGAUUUGAAGCUCACAGGGAGCACGAAGGAGCUAAACCUGCAUCACACAGCCUCGGUCUUGCAUUUGGAGUGAGCUCGCAGGACGGGUUGUCUCUGGAGUCCUCAUCGUGCUACUUACCAGACUACAGAUGCAUUAUCAAAUCCCAUUUGCUAGAAUGUCCUGGUCACUGAGGAAGCCUUGGUCCCACUGUAGCCUGACAAACUUCGUGAGAACACAGAGCCCUGGGCGCAGCCGCAUUCUGUGUGAGCCGGCCGUGGUGAUUCAUUCGUGGAAUGGGUUGGCUUCAGCACCAAACUCCCCAGGUCCCCACGGCUAAUGUUUCUGACGGAAGGUUCCCGUCCCUUAGGCACGAGGAGUGGCAUCCAAAAUAAGAUGCAUCUCAUUCUGUGGCAUGUAGGGAGGAGAGGGGGGAGGUAAGGAAGCAAGGACCAUGUACAAGGAAGCAAAGAAGGCAGUAAUUGAAGGCACACUCCCUGCCUAGUCUGGGACCAGGCUCUUGGCAGGGUCAUCUCCUGUCAGCCGUACAACCAAUGAGAACCAUAUCAUCGUUGCCACUUAUAGACGAGGAAACUGGGGUCAGACAGGCUAAAUCAGCAUCCCAGGCUCUGACUCACCACACCUCAUGGAUGGAGCAAUACUUAGAUGAUUUCCAAUCUUGAGAACAAGACAAGAGAGUCACUGAAAUGCACGGGGGUCAUUGAAUCAGCAAAAUCAGUAAAGUAAGGAUUAACAUGCCUGUCAUUAAUUUGCUACUGUUAACUACCAAAAAAAAAAAAAAAAGUCUCUGAAAUUUGAUUGUUACUACAGAUGUAAAUUUUUACAAAUUAUAUGCAGGAGCUCCUGGUUUUGCAAGAAACGACAUUGUACCCAAGUACACAUCUAAGGCCUAGAGGACCUAUAUGUGUACAUCCAAGACCUCUUACAUUGAAGUCUGUAAAGAUCUAGCAGUACCCAGUUUUCCAACUUUUUAUAAUGGCUAUGAACCCUCUGUGGUGGGUUAGGUGUGUUGUAUAACAUCAAAACAUGACACUAUCUGUAGGAAAUUUACAUUUCCUAAAUAAGUAACAUGUUAUUAAUGGUUAUACUUUUAUUUUAAAUAUUAAGACAUGAACACAGUUUGAGAUGUCAAAAUAUUUUUUAAGUGCCUGUUACUAAAAGCAUAGUAAGAUGCACAGAAUUCUUUUUUUUGUCAAAAUCCAAUUCUCAAAAGAGUUCCUAACAAUAACAAUUUCUAAUACAU